Humulus lupulus (European hop) is the source of this 1793-nucleotide messenger RNA. RefSeq names its product protein MOS2. Gene Ontology annotation, biological process: mRNA splicing, via spliceosome. Lineage: Eukaryota; Viridiplantae; Streptophyta; Magnoliopsida; Rosales; Cannabaceae. The coding region runs from base 137 to 1642 and encodes 501 amino acids. Gene Ontology annotation, molecular function: nucleic acid binding. The transcript has 2 exons. Gene Ontology annotation, cellular component: spliceosomal complex. The record is from RefSeq and is a predicted model, not a curated record.
UAUAUAUUCAUAAAUUUAUAGAGAGCCCCUGACAAAAUUAUAGAGAGCCCUGAUUGUGGACCGGCCUUGUUAACCUUUCCUACUCUUCCGACCACUUUCCUCCGCCGCCGACCUCGCGUCGCCGCCAUCGUUACAGAUGAAACUCUCAUUCUCCUUACCUUCAAAGACAAAUUCAAAGUCAAACUCCAUAAAGCCAUCGAAUAACUUUGGGGAUGAUAGCAAGAACAGCAGCAAUGCUGAGGAUUCUAAAAAAUUUGUCACUGAAUUUAACGCAUCUGAAAUCAUAACCGACAAUGACAGGCGAAAGGAUUUGGUUAUCCCUCCUAUACAAAAUGAGUGGGAGCCCCGCAAAAAGAUGAAAAUUUUUGAACUUCCAAUUGUGCAAUCUGAUGGCUCUGGUGGUCUUAAUUUUGAGGUUGAAUCAUUGUCAGCUGUUGCAGAGGCCAAUGAUUCAAAGAUGUCAUAUGGCCUCAACCUGAGGAAGUCUACUAAGGGUGCUGAGACUGACAGCCAGGAUCAAGUCAAUGGUUCAGAUUCUAAAUCUCCAGAAAUGGAACCAUCAAGAAUUGCUCCUUCAGCAGAAGAUGGUUUGCUUCAGAAAUUAAAGUAUGACCUGCAGAGGUUGCCUGAGGAUCAGGGCAUGGAGGAGUUUGCAGAUAUGCCCGUGGAGGGCUUUGGUGCUGCUUUGCUUGCUGGGUAUGGAUGGUAUGAAGGGAGAGGCAUUGGGAAGAAUGCUAAGGAGGAUGUCAAGGUAGUAGAGUACCACAAGAGGACAGACAAGCGUGGUUUAGGGUUUGUGAAUGAUGAUGUUCCCACGCGUGAUGUGAAUCCUACACAAAAAUCAAACAACAAAGGAAAAGAGAAUGAUAAGGAGAAAAAGAAAGAAAAGGGCAGAGGGGAUAGGGAUAGAGAGAGGGAAGGUGCAACUUCUGUAGAGAAGGACGUGCGGAUAGUUGGGGGCAGGAAUGCAGGUCUGAAAGGAAGGAUUGUUGAAAAACUGGGUCAUGAUAGACUAGUUGUGAGGCUUUCGAGGAGUGAAGAGUUGGUGACACUGCAAGUUGGGGAUGUUGCGGAGCUGGGUUCUAAGGAAGAGGAAAGAUGCUUGAAGAGAUUGAAGGAAUUGAAGAUUAAAGAAAGAGGCUUAAAGAGAGUAGAGGAGUCAAGGAGUCAAGACAGAUCAGAAAUUAAGGCAAGUAAGCCAGUGAGGGAGGAGGGAAGAAGAGACAGUAAAAGCCUCAAUAAUCAAAGUAGGAAUUCAAGUAGCAUGGGGCAAAUAUCUUGGCUUUGUAGCCAUAUCCGAGUUAGGAUCAUUAGCAGAGACUUGAAAGGAGGGAGACUGUAUUUGAAGAAGGGAAAGGUGGUUGAUGUGGUAAGUCCAAGGAUCUGUGACAUAUCCAUGGAUGAGAGCAAUGAGCUUAUUCGGGGUGUCUCACAAGAUCUUCUUGAGACUGCACUUCCCCGACGAGGGGGACCAGUUCUUGUAUUGUUUGGGAAACAUAAAGGAGUCUAUGGCAGUCUUGUGGAGCGGGAUUUGGACCGAGAAACCGGUGUUGUUCGAGAUGCAGAUACUCAUGCUUUGCAUAAUGUCCAUCUAGAACAGGUUGCAGAGUAUAUCGGGGAUCCAAGCUAUCUUGGCUAUUGAGUCUUGUGCAGCAAUUUCGUUAGAUAUAUAAUUUAUGACUCUUCCUUUUGAUCAUUAACUAUUUCAAACUAAUAUUACUUGUACUAGCUGAUCUAUAAGGCUUUCCAGAAUUCACUCAUAUAAUUAUUUUACUGAUAGAUUUGAUCGGGUC